UUCUGAACUUGGCCAAUAACUCAUUGGAGCAACAAAUUCCAGCCAGCCUCUCUCUCUGUUCUAACCUGAGAGUUCUUGCUAUAGGAAACAACAAGCUCAUAGGGAAACUUCCGGUGGAGCUUGGGUCUUUGUCCAAGCUGGUGACCCUGCAGGUCGUGUCCAACAAAUUGACAGGAGCCAUCCCACCUUCUCUUGGGAACCUUUCAUCUCUUGAAGCUCUUCAAAUGGGAUACAAUAUACUGGAAGGAAGUAUCCCGGACUCGCUAGGCCAACUGAAAAGCUUAACACUUAUUGUGCUAAGGGGCAAUGAGCUGUCUGGUAAGAUCCCUCCAUCUAUCUAUAAUCUUUCAACACUUGCUGUAUUCGCUGCAGCGAAUAAUCAACUUGAAGGAAGUCUUCCUCAGAAUUUAGGACUCACUCUUCCUAAUCUUCGACGGCUUAAUAUUUGGGAAAACAAAUUUAAUGGAUUCAUUCCAGCUUCACUGUCAAAUGCUUCAAACCUUGAAUUGCUUGACAUCUCUAUGAACCGAUUUUCUGGUGGGAUGUCUAUCAAAUUUGGAAAACUAAAGGUCCUGUACCGGCUUGGUAUGGCUGACAUUCUAGAGGGGAGUGGGAAAGCCAAUGACCUGAGUUUCAUCUCAUCUUUGACUAAUUGUACCAAAUUGAGAUUGUUACUUCUAGGCGGCAAUAAUUUUGUAGGGCCGUUGCCUAGUUCCAUAGCCAACCUGUCAAACAAACUCGAAUAUUUUUUAAUUGAAGGAAAUGAAAUAUCUGGAAAUAUUCCAGCAGGCAUUGCAAAUCUCCAAAGCAUCAGGGCUCUAAAUAUGCAUCGCAAUCAAUUGGAAGGAAGUAUUCCAGCCUCUAUUGGACUACUUCAUAAGGGACAAGAAAUGGGUCUUGGUAAAAACGAACUGUCAGGGGAAAUCCCUUCCUCCAUUGGAAAUCUAACUCUGUUGAACCAACUCUGGUUAGAGGAAAAUAAUUUAGAAGGAAGCAUACCUUCGGCUCUCGGAAAUUGCAAGCGUUUAUUUCUAUUGCAUCUAUAUGGCAACAAACUGAGUGGCACCAUACCUCCAGAAGUUAUCGGUUUGUCAUCUUUAGCAAGAUCCCUGAACCUUGCUCAAAACCAUCUCAGCGGUCCCCUGCCUUUAGAAGUGGGUAACUUGAAAAAUCUAGCUGAAUUAGAUGUUUCCCACAAUGAGUUAUCAGGUGAAAUUCCUAGCAGUCUUGGUAGCUGCUCAAGUUUAGAACACCGUCUUAUGCACUAUAAUUCCUUUGAAGGAGCCAUUCCAGGGUCAUUGAGUUCUCUGAAAGGCAUUGAAGAAUUGGACCUAUCACACAACAACCUCUCCGAUGAAAUUCCAAAAGAUCUAGGGACCAUUCGCUUGUUGCUGAAUUUAAAUCUUUCUUUCAAUGAUCUUAAGGGUGAGGUACCUACAAGAGGAGUUUUUGUGAAUGCAAGUGCGAUUUCAAUUUAUGGAAACAAAAGGCUUUGUGGAGGGGUACCUGCAUUACAGUUGCCAGUAUGCUCUACUGAUAAACCAGGGAAGAAGAAAACAUCCCUUGUUCUCAAGGUAAUAAUCCCCAAAUCUUGUGUAGUUGUAGGGAUUAUUUUAAUAUUUUUUCUACUCCUUGUCAAGAAAAGAAAGCAACAACGCCAAUCUUCGUCGUCGGUAUUAGAAUUGAUGCAACCAAUUCUUAAUGUUAAUUAUGGACAGCUCCUCAAAGCGACGGAUGGGUUCAAGUCAGCCAAUUUGAUUGGUAUGGGAAGCUUUGGUUCAGUAUACAAAGGAAUUCUUGACCCAAGUGGGACAGCCAUUGCAGUGAAAGUAGUCAACUUGCAACAGGGGGGAGCAUCUGAGAGUUUCAUGGCUGAAUGCCAAGUGUUGAGGAACAUUAGGCAUCGAAAUCUUCUCAAGAUCUUAACUGCUUGCUCAACUAUUGACUUCCACGGCAAUGAUUUCAAAGCUCUGCUAUAUGAAUUCAUGCCAAAUGGGAGUCUUGAGACUUGGUUGCAUCCAGUACUUCCAGAAACAAGUCACACACCUGAUCAUCAGGAGCCAAAGAGGUUGAACCUUCUUCAGCGAUUAAAUGUAGCUAUUGAUGUGGCUUCUGCUUUGGAUUAUCUUCAUAAUCAUUGCCAAGUGCCAAUUGUUCAUUGUGAUCUAAAGCCAAGCAACAUUCUUCUUGAUAGCGACAUGACUGCAUGCCUGGGUGAUUUUGGUUUAGCAAGGUUCCUACAGCAACAGGACAAUGAAUCUUCUCAAAAUCAAACCAGCACCUCCAUUGGUAUCAAGGGAACAAUUGGAUAUGCAGCACCAGAGUACGGCAUGGGGAGCAAGGUGUCAGCCCAUGGUGAUGUAUAUAGCUAUGGCAUCCUUUUGUUGGAAAUGUUCACUGGGAAAAGACCAACUGAUAGCAUGUUUAAAGAUGGCUUCAACCUUCACAAAUUGGCCAAGGCGGCUUUGCCAGAACGAGUGAUGGAGAUUGUGGAUCAGAUGAUGUUGGGUGUGGAAGAAGAGGAAGUGACUGUGGCCAGAAGCAGCAGUUCUAGCAGGACACAUGCGUUGACAAGGGAGAAAAUCCAUGAGUGCUUGAUUCUAAUAUUCAGAAUAGGAGUAGUAUGUUCUAUGGAGGCUCGAAGGGAACGAAUGAACAUUCUUCAUGCCUCUAAGGAACUGAAAUUGAUUAAGAACAUGCUUUCUCAGGACAGGACUCUAGCCAAGCAUGCACAAUAGGUCAGCUCCUACUACCCUGAAUUUCUUCAAUAUGUCAUGGGCUUUGAUGACUUGUGUUAUUUACAAUCUCAUUUUUCAAGCAACGAGAGCAUCGUGCACUAGACUUGGUUUAUUUUAUAUAUAUGACUUGUGUUUUAUACA
Messenger RNA from Cornus florida, 2879 nucleotides. RefSeq names its product probable LRR receptor-like serine/threonine-protein kinase At3g47570. The transcript has 2 exons. NCBI's taxonomy places the organism in Eukaryota, Viridiplantae, Streptophyta, Magnoliopsida, Cornales, Cornaceae. The record is from RefSeq and is a predicted model, not a curated record. Gene Ontology annotation, biological process: protein phosphorylation. The coding region runs from base 225 to 2738 and encodes 837 amino acids. Gene Ontology annotation, molecular function: ATP binding; receptor serine/threonine kinase binding; protein kinase activity.